AUGUCAACAACAGUUAUCAAUCUUUCGGGAAAAGUCGCUCUAAUAACGGGAGCAACAUCUGGUAUUGGAUAUUCAACAGCACAUCUUUUUCACCAACUCGGCGCAACACUUGUUGUGACCGGAAGGAAUACAGAGCGGUUGAAAACGCUCGAAGAACAGUUGCAAGAUGGAAAGAGUCAAGUUUUGGCCAUCACUGCAGAUCUUACGAAGGAAGAAGAAAUCCGGCGGCUCGCUAAAACGACUGUCGAUAAAUUUCACACCCUGGAUAUCUUGGUCAACAAUGCUGGUAUUAUUGGCAAAGGUACGAUUGAAGACACAACGUUGGAGCAAUAUGACCGAAUAAUGUCGACCAAUUUACGCUCAAUGUUUUACUUGACGCAACAGCUCAUUCCACAACUGAUUGCAUCUAAAGGUUCUGUUGUAAAUGUAUCCAGUGUUAACGGGAUAAGAUCGUUUCCUGGUGUCUUGGCAUACAACAUAUCAAAAGCUGGCGUUGAUCAGUUUACGCGGUGUAUUGCGCUUGAAUUAGCACCAAAAGGUGUACGUGUCAAUUCAGUCAAUCCCGGUGUCACGAAGACAGAUCUUCACAGACGUAGUGGUAUGGAUGAAGCAGCUUAUGAAGCUUUUAUCAAGCAUUCCGAAAGUACCCAUGCGCUUGGUCGCGUGGGUAACCCAGAUGAAGUAGCAAAUGCAAUUGCAUUUCUGGCGAGCAGUGCAUCAUCAUUUAUCACCGGAGCAUCAAUUCCAGUUGAUGGUGGUCGUCACGCUAUGUGCCCACGUUAG
Brugia pahangi is the source of this 783-nucleotide messenger RNA. The record is from the annotation of a GenBank genome assembly. NCBI's taxonomy places the organism in Eukaryota, Metazoa, Nematoda, Chromadorea, Rhabditida, Onchocercidae.